CAUUCCCACUGUCCCCUUUCCUAAACAAUCAAGUGGUUUACUCCAGACAGGGGCGGGAAUGCGGGGUAGUCUCCGCCAUUCCCGUAUAGCCACGCCCCACCGCGUGUGGGCGGGUCAUCCAUCGUUUUGGUGGGCGGGGCUCCGGGGACGAGCGCUGCCGCAGGGAGAGACGUGAGAGUACACGGAGGCUGGGGAAGCGCAGGAGUCGCAGACACUUCUCGGCUACAAUAAUGUGACUGACUGGAGGAUCAGGGCGAGCGGGCACUAGCACUGGCAGCCGUCGCCUGGGAGGGACACAAGCAGCACCUCAUGGACACUGGACGCCUGGUGUGAGAAACUUCGCUAUGGCUGCCCAGUCCAGCAGCUUGUACAAUGAAGAUAGGAAUUUACUUCGCAUCAGAGAACAGGAGAGAAGAAAUCAGGAAGCUCUUCAAGAAAGAGACCCUUUUAUUGACAAUGCUCCACUUUUUCCAGAACCUUACAAGACAAGCAAAGGAGACGAGUUAUCUAGUCGUAUACAGAGCAUGCUUGGGAAUUACGAAGAAGUAAAGGAGCUCAUUGGUGCAAAAUCACAUCAGGACCUUAUUGGCAUCCCUGUUACUUCACAGGGACGAUUUGUUAAACAGCACCCAAUUCAAAGUAACACCAGCCGGUCUAUGGGUCCUCCAAGAUCAUCAAGUAUGUCUUUGGGUCACAGGAAUAGGCCUCGUACAGCACCUGAGCUGUCCUCUGCUGAGCUUGUAAAAACCCACAAUCAAAAUCCUAGUCUUCAGAAUACAAGAAAACAGGAGCAGCGCUCUAGAACAAUGGAAAGAAGUGGAAAACAAGGUCAAGAUAAACGCUCUGUGGACAUUUCGUCCUCUCCAACAUCUAUCUUGGCACUUUCUCCACUGUUGUCGUCCUUGUCUCCUCCUGUUGAGCCCUUGUCCCCAUUACAUUCCAGCCAUCAAAUUGAUUCCAAACCGCGUGGCGGUCAGAGCCAUGACAAAUCUUACACCAGUGACGACAAAUCCCCAGAACCAGCUAACAGGGAAGGUUCUACCUCUGUUGCCAAUUUAGUGCCUUCCUCUCAAACUUUUCCCACCUAUUUGACUUUAAAAACACAUACAUUGCCUCCAAAGCCCACGGCUUAUGUCCGCCCUAUGGAUGGUCAAGAUCAAGCUCCCACACUUUCUCCAGAUUUAAAGCCCCUGCAAGAGGACUAUCACGAGGAUUCCUACGAAUGUCACACAGAUCUUAAAUCAGAUGCCAAGGACAAGCUAUCCAGAGUGGAAAUGGCUUCUGGACAUUUUGAGACCUUCACUAAUGAAGCCCAUUGUGUUGAAGACAUUUUGAAGGAAAUGACACAUUCAUGGCCUCCACCAUUAACAGGUAUCCACACACCAAGCACUGCUGAGCCCUCCAAAUUUGCAUUUCCCAAUAAGGAAAGUCAACAAGUUUCGUCUGUCAAUGUGAAUCAAAGACACCAUGACAACUUUUCAAAAGUUUUUCCAAGCCCACAAAAGGGAUCAUCCAUGUUGGAAAAUGACCUCCAGAUCAGUGACAGUGAGGACAGUGAUGACGAUAAUGAUGGUGAUAAUGAUGGCGAUGAAGAAGAGGAGGAGAUCACUGAAAAACCGCUUUCUUCUGCUCCUUCAAGUGUUGUGCAAUCUCAUGUGGACAGUGUUGGUUUGGCACAUUCCAGCUGCAUGGAAACAGAAGGAAGUGAGACCGACAGCUCUUCAGACUCCGAAAGUGACAGCGGCUCAACUGACAGUGAGGUGCCACCAAUACGGAGAUCUCCUAGUCCAGUGCACGACACUUCAUCUACAGGCAUGUGGCAGUUGGGGAACUUUUUUGUCAAGCCUGCACCUCUAGCUGAGAGCCAUAAUAAUGUUGAAGAUCAUGAACAAGAAAGCCAUUGGGAGAGUAAAGAACAUGACUGUCUUUCACCUCCCCCCCAUGAAUCCCCAAAGACUGAACUUCAGCAUGAAACUACUCUUUGGACUUCUCAGGAAGACAUUCAGAACAAACCCACCUUUCCAGAUUCUCCCAUAGCCAAUGAAACUGUUACUUCCAGGCAAACUGUUGGUAUAAAACAUCCCAGAAGGCCUGUGAAGGCAUCCUUUCAAGAGGAGCCAAAGGGUGGUCUUACAGUGGAAAGUGAACCUGCUCCAUACAGGCCAAGAGACCAGCCCUCCAAAGAAAAGCCAACUGUGAAAACGAAAAUUAAAACCAAAUCAAGUGAAUACAAGGAACCAAAUGCAAAUGUUGCACAUCCAAAUCAAAAAAAGAAGCACAGGAGCUCUCACCACAGUAGUAGCACCAAAAAGUGUCCCAGUACUCAAAUAGACAAACACCAGAGUGUCCCUUCCCACCUACAAUCCCUCCCUAGUUCAAAGGUGCACAUUGAAAGCAAAACCAAACAUAGGACUAACCCAUCUCAUCCUGCUGUUGUUGUGCGUGAGGACUGUCACAGGGACAAAGUGUUAUUACCCAUAGGGGAGAACAAAUUGCUGCCACCAGUGAAGAGGAGUCAUAAACCUAUAGCUCUUGUAGUCAAAAUAGAAUUAUCACUGCUUUCUAAGAUCCCAGGAGUAUAUAGUAAAAUAAGCGAGUCAAAGAGUAAGAAAGUGAGCAGUCACAAUGCCCACCAAAAGGAGAGGUCUGAAAAGACCCACAAUCAUCACAAAGAGCACACAAAGAGAAAGGUGGAGGACAGUGAGAAAAGUGCAACACACAAAAAAUUGAAGCCAUCAAAUGACAACAAGCCUUCUACUGUUCACAAAGAGUUAUCCACAAAAAAGGUGCCUAAAACCUCUUCUGAGGACAUCCGUAAGGAACAUCGGCAGCAGAAAGCCUCCUCUCCCACACAUCAAACUCACAAGAAACCUGAGAAAGUGGCACAGAAAAGGCGGCCCAAUGAGAGUAGCGCUUGUAGUCAACAGUCUACUAUAAGCAGCAGUAAAAGUAGUAAAGAACAUUCUACUCCUAAACAAAGAAAGGUGGAGGAAAAUAAUAUGGAAAUGUCAAAGAUCACCAAGGGUUCUGCAGAAAAUAACACACAUCCUUUCCCAGUGCCUUCUUUGCCAAAUGGUAAUGCCAAGCCAACAAGACCUCAGCUGAAGUUUGAAGAAAAGUUACAUUCACCAGAACAUUAUAUGAAGGAGGCCAAGAAACUCAAGCAUAAAGCUGAUGCCAUGUCCGACAAGAUUGGAAAAUCUUUAAACUACCUGGAUGCUGCCAUGUUUUUUAUUGAGUGUGGUAUCGCAAUGGAAGCAGAUGUACAGGCGCCAAAGUCUGCCUACACUAUGUUUGCUGAAACUGUUGAUCUCAUAAAGUUUAUUAUGAAGCUGAAGAACUUCUCUGAUAGUUUGGCACCUCCGUAUGAAAAAUCAUUUGCAGUUUUAUGUAUGCGUUGCCAGUCCGUUCUCUACAUGGCAAUGUUUCGCUACAAAAAAGACACUGCAUUAAAGUAUUCCCGCAGUCUUGGGGAACACUUCAAGAGUUCAUCCAGGGCUGCACAGGCACCUUCCCCAUGUGUUGCUAGAAGUACUGGUACGCCUUCUCCCAUUUCCCCAACACCUUCACCUGCCAGCUCUGCAGGAUCUCAGCCAGGCUCAAAUGCCAGCAACAGUGGAGGACCGAAUCCUUCAGUCACCAUCCCCCAGAUGAUACACCACAUAGCAUCAUCUUACGUAAAUAUCACUUCCUACAUCCUCUAUGCCUAUGACAUAUGGGAACAAGCGGAUAUGAUCGCAAAGAAAAAUAAAGAUUUCUUUGCAGAUCUCAGUUCAAUGGUCUGUCCCCUCGCCCUAAACAGCACUAUGACUGACCUGGUACACUACACUAGACAGGCUUUACAUUGGCUGAGGCUGGAAUUAAGUAUGACUUAACUGUGCUGGAGGGCACUUACCCUCUGAACUAUUUUGCACUUUGAAAAGUCUGGAGUUUGCGAUUGGAUUCAUGAAUUCUAGCAAUAUAAAGAUAAUAUAUCUAUAUAUCUAUAUGGCUUCUGAGUUCUGGUAUGACUGGAAGCCGGUUGAACAUUGCCUGAAAUGAAGGCAUCAUGUCAUGUGAAGAUGAAAAGAAGACGAUGAGAAAAUAAUACAUUUUAUUUUUUUGAUCACAAGAAAAGUGCAAUGUGGUAUUGAAUAGGUCAGACACAUCAGUGGUCUUUAAACAUUUCUUAUGAAAACCAGCAUGAAAAGAGAUGUCUUCUGGAAGAUCUUCAUCCUCCACAUUUAGGCCAAUGCAGAACAACAACUGGAACUUGCCAAACAAGCUGGCUCCCUCCUGCCCUAAAAUCUUACUACAUGAAUAAGUGGUUGUACUUUGAUUUGUACAGAAUAUAUUGCUAUAGAGCUGGGAAUAACAUAUGACAGUGCAUAGCCUGCAUUUCUAAAUUCAAAGCUUUGUGCCUUAAUCCAAUUUCCAAGUGUCCUACUGGUUCUGUCAUAUCUUAUUCUCAAGCUACAAACUAAACUGCACAUUCUUGCACAUUAUUAUUUAUCAUUUAUCUCUGCUGGUUCUAGCACAGUUCUCUAAGCGGUCAGGACUAUGAAUCAAAUGACUGAACUGCAUGUUAGGGUUCAUGUAAACACUGCCAUCAGCACUAGAAUUUCUGCCAUGCUUUUAAAUAGUAGUCAUUGGUCUUCUGGACGUACUCCAGUAAAACCAGUCAACAGGGCAGAUCCCCAUCAUCGUUGCUAAGUGCUGUCAAAGCGGGAGUAGUCUGUACAAUUACCUCCGCUAAAUAGCCAAUUGCAGGCUCGGGGAACCUGCUGAGACAAUGCAAAUAAGCUGACACUGCCUGAAGCCCUGACCCUUAAAAGAAGAAUGUUUCUUCCUGCCCCUUCAUUGGUACUUAAAGGGGCCAUUUAUUGAUUUUAAGUGCACCUGCCGAUUUUAGCUUGGACACAUAAUCCCCUUCUGAUCAGUAGGGAUCCCAGCUAACAGGCUUGCUUCAUGAUCAAUCCCCUGAGCUGGUCUUAAACCAAAGCUUGUUCAGUCAACAGGCGUGAGCAAUUGGUUUGUGACAUAUCUGUUAGGCUGUGUUCUCACUGUGAACUCAUAGAUAGAUAUGGCAGUUUACCAAUCAAAACAGAAAGUGCUUGGACAGAAAGACCAUAGCAACCAGUCACGGCUUAAUUUUUAUUUUACCAGAGCAGUUUAGCUGAGCUGUGAUUAGUUGCUAUGGGCUAAUAAGACCGUUUUUGUCUGACAGGUUGAUAAAUCUGCUCCCAGUGUGCGUUCUUGUAAUUCUUAUGAUGGAAGAGAUAUUUCUACAAGGGUUGCUGCUUAUCAUGUAAGCAGCAAUGUAACGGACACAGUAUCCAAGCACUGUUUCACUAUAGCCAUUAUAUCCAAGCACCGUUUUACUACAGCCAUUAUAUCCAAGCACCGUUUUACUACCGCCAAGCUGUGUCUAUGGCCAGGGAAUUGAACAUCUUGUGUCUAUGGUCGAUUUAAUCAUGUACAAUACCCCUUGGUAAAUGAAUGAUGCAUCUUACUAAUGGCAGCCUUCACCAAUAAAGUUUUUACAUUGAGGCCAGUGGGCUUACCCUUUUUAUAGGGUUUUGCAUAGCUCCUUGAAGAAAUAAAUGGCGUUCCUUACCUGCUGCUAAAGGAUAAAGAACACUAGCAUUCAAGUACAGCAAAAAUGCCUAUAUACUUUGCCUCCUCUAUAAUUUUAGAUCUGUAUCUCUGCAGGCAUGUACUAUAUACCAAACUAAGAGCACUUAACCAGUUAGAUAGUACAUGGUCGGUUCACUUUGCUGUAUUUCUAUGUAUUUUUAUUUUGGCUGAUUGUGUCAUAUACUAAACAUUGCUGUAUAGUGUUUAUACGCAGUGUGGCUUCUUCACUUCUAUUAGAGGUUAACCCAAUAGUACUUAAGUGUAAUCAUAAGCGACGAAAUCUCAGAGGUCUGCUUUGUUCUACAGAGUUAACUGUUAGCGUGCUUGAUACCCUUGGAAGUGUUAACUAGGAGAAGAAGAUAAGGUACUAAAAAUGGUACUGACUUGUAACGCUAUUAAGUAUCGUGGUACUGUGAUGGUCCCAUAUAGGUAGAGCAUCCUUGUUGUUGUUUUUAGCUAUUGCAGGGUUAAUUUGCCAUACAUCCUCAGCUGCAUACAGGGACCAUUCUCAAAUUACAGCUCUUUAGAUGCCUCAACCAGAAGGUUAAUCUCCUGUAUUAUGAUGGUGCCUGCAAUUAAAUGGAAGACGUUGCUCGCAUUACACUCCUCUUGCAUUGUUCUCGGGAAUAAAACCACAUUCUUAUUAAAUAUCCGUAGACAGCUUGAGUUUCAACAGGAAAAUAAUGAUCCUGAAAGUAUUCCAAGCUGCAUUCAGGUUUAUCAGGGCAAAUUUGAAUUAAACACUUCAUACCUAAAAUAAUUCAAGGGCCUUUAGAUGAAUAUUCUUAUAAGAGAGCGCUCCAAAAUAACCUUUUAUUCUCAGGUUAGUUUUUAGCCUGUAGCUCAUCUGGAUAGUAUUUUUCCGACACAUACUGUGUAGUAGUGAUGGUACUUGUUGACUCAACAACAACAGUAGUUCUACAGCAUUUUGCUGAGAAGGCUAUACUUAUUUUAAAUAGCAGUUUCCUAAAAUCUACUACUAGAAUUUUAUGGAGAAAUGGACCAGUUCUCACAAUACAUGUUUAUCAGGGAAUUGCUGUUAUAGUGCUGGGGCUGUAAAAAAAUAAAUAAAUAAAUAAAUAAUAAAUAAAAAAAGAGAGAAUACUUACCUACCCCUGGUUCCCUGCAGGUCCAGCUACAGCUCUCAUUUUGUCCUCCACCACUCCUCAGUUCUGCCUUCUUCAGAGAUGAGAGCUUGAAGCAGGACCUGGAUGCUUAGCCAAUCACUGGCCUAUACAAGACACCAAUGUAGCCAGGGAGGACCUGAGCGGGCACAUCCUGUUCAAGCCUCUCUUUUUUUUUUAUUUUUUAUUACAGUCUCAGCACUUUGACAAUUAUUUAAAAAUUCUGAAAUGCUCCUUUAAGGAUUAAAGUGACCCUGUAAUUCCUAAUAGGACUCCUAGCAGAGACAGAGUCCUGCUGACCUCACCCACAAAGGCUUAUUGACAACCUUCUAUGUAAGCAUAUUGAUAUAAGGGAAACUUGUCAAUAAACAUGGAUGGGGUAAGAAGGACUCCCUUUUGCUCCUAUGAGUCUUGUCAGGAAUUACUCUUUGUCUGAGAAAUCCUUCUCCAGAUCAUACAACAUAUCUAUCCCAGAGCUCACCUUCUCUCCCUCUGUCUUAUACACCUCGAUAGGGCGGUAUAUAAAACCUGACAGGUUUACUUUAAAGGGGUACUCCGGUGAAAACCUUUUUUUCUUUUAAAUCAACUGGUGGCAGAAAGUUAAACAU
Hyla sarda is the source of this 7348-nucleotide messenger RNA. It is a transcript of the gene AFF1, whose product is annotated as ALF transcription elongation factor 1. The record is from RefSeq and is a predicted model, not a curated record. Gene Ontology annotation, cellular component: super elongation complex; nucleus. The coding region runs from base 345 to 3875 and encodes 1176 amino acids. NCBI's taxonomy places the organism in Eukaryota, Metazoa, Chordata, Amphibia, Anura, Hylidae. The transcript has 21 exons. Gene Ontology annotation, biological process: regulation of gene expression.